Molecule: messenger RNA, 2484 nt
Organism: Epithele typhae
Lineage: Eukaryota; Fungi; Basidiomycota; Agaricomycetes; Polyporales; Epitheliaceae
Exons: 2
Coding region: 1-2484 (827 amino acids)
Source: RefSeq, a predicted model, not a curated record
AUGAGGAAAUUUGCAGACAAGUUCCGCAUCUGGACACCCGGCGCCAAGCGCGCACGUCACGGGCAGCAGAUCAAACUCGAUGACCGCUUCAUCCUUGUGAACCCUCGGACCCCCUCACCCGUGGUCGAGACCCCCAAACCUCCCCAACCUCCGAUCCUGCGGAUUCCACCUCCCGUCUUGGCCGAGAUCUUUGCGAUUGUCGGGGCCAUGUCGCCUUCUUGGGAUUGCCGGCUUGACUGCGGUGUAGAGUCCUGCAGACAUCCCUCAAAGCCUUGGACGGGCAUGGCGUGGGUAUAUCUCAUGCUCGUCUGUAGCUCGUGGCGAAAGGCUGGGGCGGACUCUCCCGAACUGUGGAGGAGGAUCAGCAUCCACCUCGACAAGGACACCCUCCAGUACCGCCUUGCACGGGCAGCGCCAAGUACCGUGGACAUCAUCCUCUCUUUCGACCCCAAGGUCAACCUUUCCCAUUGUGCUAUGCUCCUCGCCGAGGCAUCACGGAUCCGUUCCAUACAAGCACCACCCCAUUCAUCACUGAAGGCAUUUUCUUCUAUCGCACCUCUGCUCUGUGACGUUACCCUGCCAGAGCUCAAGGCGUUGGAGAUCUGGCUGCCGUACUGGUACUGGGACCAACAAGAAGUUGGAGAUGAAGUCGAGGACGGAGACAGAGACGCGGAGGAAGAGGAAUCGUUCUACAACCCGUUCCUUCUAGAAGAUUCCGCUGAUCUCCACCCCAAGCUCAGCGAAGUCCUCAUCACUGGCAUCGCUCUGCCCAUGCGGGCCGAAUGGUGGAAAAGACUCCGCUUCCUUUACAUAGAACACCCCCUCUCCCCGUCCAAGCACGGCUCCCGAGCAUCGGAUCUGGCGUUACGUUUGACCUUCGCUGAGAGACUUGUUCGACUUGUGAUCAAUGCCCAGCCAGGAGCCGAAUCACUUCUCAACCCCACGGUCCCCCCGGCCUCAUGGACGCCAGAAGCGUUCUCGCUAUAUAUGUUGCGGGAUCUGCGGAUCAAGGCCACACACGAAUACACCAGCACGCUCUUGAAAUACCUCCGGACGCCUCGCAUCAAGGCGCUUGUCCUCGAGACAUCGGAGUACGACACCAAGGUCGUUGACUCGAAGGAGACGAUGAACGAUUACCUCCUCGACUCGGACCUGUCCAUCCGCAGACGAAUACUCUCCCGGAUGUCUAAGCUCUUCGUUGGUGGCUACCAGAUCGACGAGGACACGAAUGUGGUCUAUCUAUCCGAUGCGUUCAUCCAGUACCCUUUCGGAUCAACCAUCGUGGAUUCUGAUCAACGCUUUGGCCUCAGCGUCCAUGUGCACUCGGAGGCGAACACCGGACGGGACGGGACUGGGCUGGACACGAUCCUCGGCGCAAUACCGAAUCUGUUUAUGAAGCUCAUUAUCCGGCACUGUGAUCAUUGCGAUCGCGAAGAGGAAGAGGAAGAGGAGCGGGCGAAGUCCUGCGCGCCGCCCGACGAAGAUGUGGAGAUGAGGGACGCUACCACCACCGACGACGACGACGACGGAGAGCUACCAGAGCCAACCAUGGCGUUUAAGCUGGAGGAAGAGCUCGCCGAGCUCGGGUUCUUCGAAGAUGGCCUCUUCGCCGACAUGAUGGACGACGAGGUAGAAGAGGCGCGUUCCGUCAUCGACGUGUCGGACGACGAAUCAUCGGGCGACGAGAUCCAGAUCACGGCGUCGCAUCCGAACCACGGAGACCAUCGGGUCUCCUCGGAGGUGAACAAGAAGAUCACCGAGCUCUUUGUUCUAUGGCCCCCCGUGCUCCGGUACUCGAAAAUCCCACCCGCGCAGCGCCUCGUCGAGGCAGCCGAGGAGGGCCCCGGCCACCACUGCCUGCGGCCGGUGGACCCGUACGACCCGGCGACGAACCCGUGGCCCGACAUCUUCAGCGAGCUCUCCGUGCUGCGGUCUAUCACCCUCGACUGCGCGCAAUACGACGGCGACGCGCUCGUACCCCUCGAGAACGUCUUCUACGGCCUCAUCGACAACCUGCUCUACCCGAACAUCUUUCACGCCCACGCGCUGGCGGAGAUCAGAGUGGUCGCCGCAAUCUCGCACGACUCGGCGAACAUGCACGCCAUCCUCUGCGUCCUCGAAGAAGCGCUCGCCACGCGCGCGGAGGAGGGCCUGCCCCCGCUCGAGAAGCUGGAGCUCCUGUGGCUCUGCAUAGAGCCGAGCCCGAGGGCCUUCUCGCUCGGGCACACGAAGCUGCUGAGCAUGCGCGCGCAUCGGUUCCAUUUGCGGGAAAUUAUCGACAGGUUCACACCAAAAAAGUGGAAGAUCCUGUGUAAGGCCCCGGACGGCUCCGGCGAGGAUCUGGACGCGCUUUUCGAGGACCGGCCCACGCGGGACGGCGCUGCGGAGACGACGGAGGAGGGCCAGUCUUUCCCGGACUUGAUCUUCAAGAUGUACUGGCGGGCGUGCAUGGAGGGGGUGCGCAUGCGGAAGCAGGCAGAGUAG